Messenger RNA from Diaporthe batatas, 4730 nucleotides. RefSeq lists its product as uncharacterized. Gene Ontology annotation, cellular component: MUB1-RAD6-UBR2 ubiquitin ligase complex. Lineage: Eukaryota; Fungi; Ascomycota; Sordariomycetes; Diaporthales; Diaporthaceae. The coding region runs from base 1374 to 3236 and encodes 620 amino acids. The transcript has a single exon. The record is from RefSeq and is a predicted model, not a curated record. Gene Ontology annotation, biological process: ubiquitin-dependent protein catabolic process; establishment or maintenance of cell polarity.
UAUUGUUACCGUGGCAUAAGACCACCUGAAUACAGUGCCUAAUAGUACCUACUACUAGUACUCCGUACCCGUACCCGCUCCGUCCAUCGGUCCUGUUCAAGCCUGUGCGUGGAGUGCCAAUCCCUCUCUAAUCUCGCUGGCGGCUCCCGCUUGCUGGUAUGGCGAAUCUGCAACGCCUGCCUGCCUGCCUGCCUGAAUUGGACUUGGCCCUGCCUGCCCACUACUGCCUGCUGCAUCGCCCGCUGGUGCAACAAGCAUUGCUCGGGUCCUGGGCCCUGGGUCCUGGGCUGCUGGGCUGGCUGGGCUGGCUGGGCUGGGCUGGGCUGGGCCGUCUUUCCCCACUCCUCUUCCCUUCCGUCGCUCGCUGUUGAUUCAUCCGCCAUCCGCCUCUCCCUGCCAGUCAGGUCAGUGCCUGCUUGCCCACAGCCACUGUCAGACCAGACCAGCUUGGGGCGUGCACGCUUCUUCCUUUGAUUGAAGGUUGUGUCGACCCGUGAUCAUUCUUUUCUUCAAUUUUCCUCGUCCCCUCCCCCCUGCCAGUAAUCCUCUUCUUGUUGCUGUUGUUGUUGUCGUCGUCGUCUCCUCCUCCUCGCCCGCCCUACAAACACCAGGCCGAAUGCGUCAACCGCUGCUAAUUGCCCGCGACUAAAAGGACAGCAGCAGCAGCAGCAGCAGCGUGAGCUGAGCCGUGAGCGUGAGCGUCAGCGAGACGGGAGACAUUGGGCGGAGAGAGAGGCGGCAUUAGCCACCACGGAUAACCCGUUUCGAGUCGCCCUACAGAUUGCGGUCACUCUUCUCUCCUCACCCAUCCCAGUCCAACCCUCAACUGAAACCUGAUACCACACCGCCAACAAUCUCGACACACAUCCUCGACCGAUUUCCUUCCCACUCCGUCUUUUUUGUUUUCCUCCACGCCCUUUCUCCCAUCCCUACCUGAUCUCGGCCGGUCACCCACUCGCUCCUUUACCCUUCACAAUCCGUCGAGCCGUUCGAUUUCCUCACAAACCCCGACCCGCGCCUCGACCUCGCCGUAUCGCCCCUCGAGGCAAUUUCUCGCAUUUGCAGCUCAUCACCCUGCCCCCCCGACCUUGCAUCCCGGCCUGCCAAAUUACUUCGAUUAAAGCACGAGCAUUACGAACCGACCCUCCUACCUUUUUUGCGUCAUCCUCCACUGCCACUCCUCUCUCCAUCAGCCCAGCCCAUUGCAUAAACUCAAAAUAAAUAGCCCUCAAACGCGCCCGACCGCAACACCUAAUUAAGGGGUUGGGAGUUUCGAAUCUGUACAAUCCUCAACCUCAACCGCCCUCCCAGUCUCGCCACUACUGGUUGUCAUCGCCCUCCCCGCAGGAUCACCUUGAUCUUGACAGCCCAUCAUGAGGGAAGUCAAUUUCAGCAUCCCCAACGUCAACAAGGCGUCGGUGGGCAUCACCACCGCCCUUUACGACAGACGAGCACUCGACUGCACAUCCACCCUGCCACUCAUCAACUCUUUAAACCACCUUGCAUAUCUCACAACGUCCUCUGCUCGCAUCCGGGAUAUCCUCACCGUCGACGGCGGAAUCGAACGCCUGAUAUGUAUCUUGAAACAGGGCAGGAGCAAGGACAUGAUGGACAUGUGGAAAUGGAACCUGGCUUUCCAAUGUGUCGUCAACAUAGGAGUUAGAGGCACCGAGGCCGUCCGCACCAGGGUCGUCGAGGCCGACAUGGUUCCCGUCAUCGCUACAAUCCUCGACAAUUAUAUCAAGGUCACAGAAAAAUUGAGGGAAAAGGAAGAAAAGAAAAAGAGACUGCAGGAUCACCCCAGCCGGUCCCGGCACGACCACAGCGGUGUCUCCAAGUCUGGUAGCUUUUCCAACCGCUCGGGACGUCUAGACGUGGACCACAGGGCUUUUAGACGACAGGCGCCUCCGCCCAGUAUCGAUAUCACCUCCGUUUCCUUCCCUGCAGGUGCCGGCCCAUCGGCGGCGGCUGAGCAGCCACAAUCCGACAUCACACCCACCGUUUCGCAGUAUCCCGUCACGACUCCUCCAGAGCGGGCACCGUUCCACACACACCGCCAUCAUCACCACCACAGAACGCAAGAUCCGCGACAGCACGCUGCCACCGCACCUCGCCAGCCCAUCCAGCCGCUUGCCUCGACAGUUGCCAACCCGGACAAUGACACUUUCAUCCGACCCGUGCGGGAUGUCGACAGGCUGGCAUCGAUGAUGCCAUUCGGGCUUCACUCUUUGUCGUCGCAGCCAACCUCUCCGACAACCCCUCUCCCACCACCUCAGAUGAGGUCGCCGACAGUUCGUCCUGCCUCGGGCAUGGCACAAGCCUCGAGGUCCCGCCGCCGCCCGUCCAUUCGCCACCAGAACUCCACCGCCGACUCGGACGAUUUGAAUGGCGACAGCAUGCAAUCGGAUGAGUCACCCGACGCCGAGAUGUCAGGGACUGCUGACAUCCAGGAUGUCGGGAUUCAGGACAUCAGCAUGGAGGGCGAAGACAGCAUUUUGGCCGAAACCUCAAUUGAUUUGACACCCCAGACUGGAUCAGAUACACAGCAAGACGGAACCUUCAACAUCACGCACCGCACGCCAAUGGACGGGAGCAUAAUGAACACCACUCCCACCCCCGGGCCAACGCUCGGCUUGUCGCCCAACAGGCCUACGAUGGUCAGCCCUCCGCAGCCGACGAUGCCGACCGCCAGCGUCCCGCAUUAUCUUCUCGGCCGUCAGAUGAACCCCAACACGCAGAUGAUGGCCGCCAUGCCUCGCGAGGAGGACGUGCUCAUGUCUCUGCAGCUCCUCGCCUAUGUUUCAAAAUAUUGCAACCUCCGCACCUACUUCCAGAAGAGCCAUUUGGUCCCACGGCUUAAGAUCGGAAAGGAGAUCGCCUCGGUGGAGAAUGACGACAUGCCGGUGGAGCUCGACGACGACGACGAGGAGUUCGAAGAGGAGUAUCUCUUGCCAAACGACCUGAACAUCUUCCCACUGGUCGAGAAGUUCACCGUCCGCUACCACAGCACUGAUAUGCAGUACUGGGCCGGGGUGGUUAUGAGGAACCUGUGCCGGAAGGAUGACACUCGGGGUGGCAUCCGCCAGUGUGCAUAUUACCAGUGCGGAAAGUGGGAAGAGUACACCCGCCAGUUUGCCAAGUGCCGUCGAUGCCGGCGGACAAAAUACUGCAGCAAGGAGUGCCAAAAGAGCGCAUGGGCUUUCCACCGCCAUUGGUGUGUCGCUGCAACACAAUGAAUGAUACCCGCUACAGCGUCUGGUUUUUCAUCAUCAUUGGAUUCAGCGCACUCACGCAGCGACCCGGGCAUAAUGUCUACUUUGCAGCAUCACCUACUUGGUCUUUGUGCGGCCUAACAGCAUUGCGAAGCACGCAUAUUCGGAGGCGUCUACUGUUCACGUUGUGAUACCCUUGGAAAUGGUCCCAAGGGGUUGGUUCUGGCAAUAAACGGCACCGCAACCUUGGUUUAAUUGGAUUCGCCCAUAACCCCCGGCUAUCCCUCACGCUCUCGUCAGAGAUUGGACGACUGAAGAGCAACCCUCCUACUUUAAAUCGAAAACAAAUCUCUGUUUCGCGACCCUCACUCGUCUACCGGGUGCGAGGUCGGCCAGCUGCAGACCGAGGAGAUUGCCACCCUCGGGUGGCAACAGUUCUGCAUUACCUCGCAACCUUGCCCGCCCCAAAUGACCCAUUUACUUGCGUCUAGGAGGGGCAUGGAGCUCUCCUUACUUUUUUUUUACAGGCGUGAGAAGGGAAAGGUAGACGCAGGGCAGGAUGGAAGUUGGAUCCGGGGGUCGAAUCCCUCCCAGUGUGACCAACUACCUCUGGGAUGACACGAUACAUGCAUGGCCCGUCAACGGCGCAUCUCGGUUGCUUUUCAAUAAUGGCUCCUCGGUUGUUUUUUUUUUCAGUCUCACAUAUAAUGCUCAGCCACCGCGGCACCUCUUCUUUUUAUUUUGGUAUUUGUGUUUUUUUCCAAGUCUGCUGCUUUGCAUCAUGAUGAACAAGGACAAGGACAAAAAAACAGGAUGGACAGAGCUCGCCGCGGCGACGCUUCACACGAAAUGUUUUCUUUUUCUAUUCCUUUUGCAUAGGGAGCGGGUGACUUUCAAAGUAGGAGACGAAAUGAUACCUGGGGGGAAAGGAAGCUAAGGAGAAGUGGGAGACCGCUGACCUCUUGUCGAGAUGAAUGAGACCAAUACUUUUGAACCAAACUUUUGUGCUCUAUCGAAUUGCAGUCGGUGACCUAGGGCUGGAUGUCUUGGGACAAUUGCUGUCGUAAUUAUGGGCAGUACCACAGCUCCGAAUGCGAGUGACAAUUUGAGUAAAACAUCAUGUUCAGAGACCAGAGGCAUGGCUUUUCUCGUCUGUGCGAUGGACCUGCGUAUGGGACUAUUGAAACCAUAAAGUGCCAAGGACAUGACCAUUUCUUGUAGCGAGAUGCGUGCCAAUCCAAACUCCCGUGCUCUGGUGCUGUAUACGAACGACGCUCUCCUCAGGUCGGCGCACAAGGACUCCAUGGCCACUGUUGCCCUUGACAAGUGCCACCUACCAUUGGCACAAUGCCCGCUUCACAGGCCAAUUUGCACGAACUGAUCGAUGGGCCUCGCCAAUACGUGUGGAUACUUGACGGCAGCUUCCGUGUUGGUAUUUUUCUCUUCUCAUCCUGCGCCGCCCAGUGAGUGAUAUUCACAUUAUGUACCACACUCAACCAAAAAAAAACCCCAUAGCAC